Molecule: messenger RNA, 897 nt
Organism: Dendrobium catenatum
Lineage: Eukaryota; Viridiplantae; Streptophyta; Magnoliopsida; Asparagales; Orchidaceae
Product: triacylglycerol lipase SDP1-like
Exons: 1
Coding region: 253-882 (209 amino acids)
Biological process (GO): lipid metabolic process
Molecular function (GO): triacylglycerol lipase activity
Source: RefSeq, a predicted model, not a curated record
UAAUUUAGAUGAACUUAUCCUGGCCCACUAAUUUAUCAUAAAAGGCUAAUCCCCAUCAGUUGGUCUUCCAUUAUCGCCACCGCUUCUCACCUGCCAAACAAGCUCGGUCAGAACCCGGUGAAGCUCUCCUCUCUUUCCUAUUCCAACCCACGUCAACCCGUCAUUUUCGUCUUCUACCUCUGCUAUUUCCUCCUUCCAUCCCCUCUUCCCUUCCCAAACCCUAGCGGUAAGUCUCUCCUCCGGCUCUCGACGAUGGAUACUAUCACCAACGAGGCAAGCUUAGAUCCCUUCAAGAUCGGCCCUUCAUCCCUCAUCGGUCGCACCAUCGCCCUCCGCGUUCUAUUCUGCAAGUCAAUCUCUCAGCUCCGAAGCAGCUUGUCGCAUCUUCUACGCCGUGUCAUCGGCUUCCUACACCCGCGCAACACGCAAGGGAUCCUAGCUGCAAUGGUGCUGAUGGCUUUUCUUCUCCGGCGCAGUACCAACGUGCGAUCGCGGGCAGAAUCGGCAUACCGGCGUAAUUUCUGGAGGAAUAUGAUGCGUGCCGCGGUGACGUACGAAGAGUGGGCGCACGCCGCGCGGAUGCUUGACAGGGAGAAUGCGGCGAGAGGUUCGAGCAAGUGCGAUCUUUAUGACGAGGAGAUAGUACGGAAUAAACUCCAGGAGCUGCGGCAGAGGAGGGAGGAGGGGUCGUUGAGGGAUAUUGUGUUUUGCAUGAGGGCGGAUUUACUUAGAAAUUUGGGGAAUAUGUGUAAUCCCCAGCUCCACAUGGGUAGACUCCAGGUAUGUUUUUAUUCAUCUUUUCCAAAAUUAUGUUGUGUCGGUGAUUACCUUCAUUGUGGAUUUGUAAACACUUGGCAUUGCAUUGAGGGGAACUGGAGAUAGUUUAAUGCUUUUUUG